Megalops cyprinoides (Indo-Pacific tarpon) is the source of this 1330-nucleotide messenger RNA. RefSeq names its product 60S ribosomal protein L17-like. Gene Ontology annotation, cellular component: ribosome; cytosolic large ribosomal subunit. Gene Ontology annotation, biological process: cytoplasmic translation. The record is from RefSeq and is a predicted model, not a curated record. The transcript is spliced from 7 exons. Bases 243 to 797 code for a protein of 184 amino acids. Gene Ontology annotation, molecular function: structural constituent of ribosome. Lineage: Eukaryota; Metazoa; Chordata; Actinopteri; Elopiformes; Megalopidae.
UGUAUAUGUGUCUAUAUAAAGUCUAAAUGAUUAUGAUUGUAUUUGUAACGAGCCCUAAGGCACUUCUUGGUAAAAUGCAGUCACGGUGUGCAGUCGGGAUUGAUUAAACUGAAGGUCUUCUUAACUGCUGACCACCUCUCAUUAAGAUAUCGACUCUGAAACACCAGACUGUCAUUAAUCAUGAAGUCCAGUGUUUUGCAUCAGCCCACCAAAAAUCCUACCCGAAAACAGCAGUUUUCAAAAUGGUCCGCUACUCGCUCGACCCGGAGAAUCCAACUAAAUCAUGCAAAGCCAGAGGCUCCAACCUUCGGGUCCACUUUAAGAACACCCGUGAGACUGCGCAGGCCAUUAAAGGAAUGCACAUCCGCAAGGCCUCCAAGUACCUGAAAGAUGUGGUGGUCAAGUGUCAGUGUGUCCCAUUCCGUCGCUACAAUGGUGGUGUCGGCAGGUGUGCUCAGGCCAAGCAGUGGGACUGGACACAGGGGCGCUGGCCCAGGAAGAGUGCAGAGUUCCUCCUCCACAUGCUGAAGAAUGCCGAGAGCAACGCUGAGCUCAAGGGUCUGGAUGUCGACUCCCUGGUGAUCGAGCACGUCCAGGUGAACAAGGCUCCCAAGAUGCGCCGGCGGACCUACCGCGCCCACGGCCGCAUAAACCCCUACAUGAGCUCCCCGUGCCACAUCGAGAUGAUCCUCACCGAGAAGGAGCAGAUUGUGCCCAAACCAGAGGAAGAGGUUGCACAGAAGAAAAAGGUUUCCCAGAAGAAGCUCAAGAAGCAGAAACUCAUGGCUCGGGAGUAGAUGCAUAUGAAAAUAAACAAUUUCAGAAUGUGAUAUUAAAGGCUCAGCUCCAUUAUUUUAAGACAUAGUGAAACUGGCUGGGCAUCAGGGCGGCUAUAAGUGUUUGUGGCAGUGGAUUCAGCAGGGUUCUUUAACCAUUUCCAGUCACCCACAACCCUCUCUAAUUUCAGUGUUUCUCCAAAAGUUUUUGGGUUCAAACUGUCCAUGUAUAUAGUAGCAACAUAAUGUAUGCAUAUAUUAAUACAAAAAACUACCUAAUUGUGCAGUUGGAAUUCCCUCAGGGUCAUCUACAUGAUAAACACCAAUCAGUAACACUAAAUUUGCUACAAUAAUCAUCUCGCUUGUUAGGGUAUCAAGAUUUACUAUUUUUACAAAGUCUGACAGAGUAGACACAAUUGUGUUCCAUAUGGGAUUCAGCACUCAAAAUCUUAUCUAUUUAUCGUUGGGUUACAUUUUUGUGAAUACAUUUUUGUUUUGUCAGUGUGUUCUCAUGUAUCCUAAAUCCUAAACAAAGAAAAGCACUGCAAAAAGUA